AUGGAGCAUAAAGGAGAAACGCGAAAUAAAACACAGUUUGGAAGGGAUCUCCCCUUCGCAGAACAAGGCAAGAAAUCGUUGAGGCUGUCGCAAAUAGGUUCUCCUGGCUCCUGUCUUGAAGAUUUCCGGGCUACGCCAUUCAUCGAAUGCAACGGUGCUCGUGGUAGUUGCCAUUACUUUGCAAACAAAUUUAGCUUCUGGCUUACAACAAUCGAAGACGAUCAGCAGUUCAAGAUCCCAGAGAGUGAGACACUGAAAUCGGGAAGUUUACGAACACGGGUCUCCCGGUGUCAGGUGUGCAUCAAAGCUCCAGAGCCGAGCCAGUACCGCGGAUAA
Gongylonema pulchrum is the source of this 336-nucleotide messenger RNA. The record is from the annotation of a GenBank genome assembly. NCBI's taxonomy places the organism in Eukaryota, Metazoa, Nematoda, Chromadorea, Rhabditida, Gongylonematidae.